Siniperca chuatsi (mandarin fish) is the source of this 1787-nucleotide messenger RNA. It is a transcript of the gene rbm41, whose product is annotated as RNA binding motif protein 41. The transcript is spliced from 9 exons. Gene Ontology annotation, molecular function: pre-mRNA intronic binding; U12 snRNA binding. Gene Ontology annotation, biological process: mRNA splicing, via spliceosome. NCBI's taxonomy places the organism in Eukaryota, Metazoa, Chordata, Actinopteri, Centrarchiformes, Sinipercidae. The coding region runs from base 16 to 1638 and encodes 540 amino acids. Gene Ontology annotation, cellular component: U12-type spliceosomal complex. The record is from RefSeq and is a predicted model, not a curated record.
GCUCUCAGCAAUGCAAUGAGGUCGCUGUUACAAAAUUCUUCCACUAAUUGCAAAAUAAACUGCCUGCCUGCAAGGAUACACUUGCAAUUGACUGUUACAGUCAUGAGCUGCGCAGCCCUGCAGAGGAGCCGAGCUACCGGCGAUCCGACACCGGCUGCAGGCAGGCGGGCAGGCAGGCGGGCAGGAGGAGAGCAUCUGCAGCAGAACUGCGCGCUAAUGCAUGUGGAAGCACAAGGCGGAAGCAUGCGAAGAGUGAGCCGGCGAUCAUGUGAGGACGGCCCGCUGCUGGAGGAGCAGGAGACGGAGGGCCAGCGGCAGCUGCACAGCCUCCUGCUGCAGCAGCUCCACACUGACGUUGACAUUGACCGAUGUGUAGCCAAGAGGCAGUGCUUCGCCCCGUCGGCGCUCUACCGGCCGUUUGGGGAUCAGGCAGCUGGAGUGCGAAGCCUCUCCCAGUUCCAGGCCCUGCAGGACGGGGAGAAGGAGCUGGCCAGCUUGCGGGAGCUGGGCCUAACGGACACUGAGAUCCAGCUGUGGCAGAGCAGAGACGCACCGGAGGCAGCAGAGAAGGUGAAACCUGCUGGAGACAGAGAGGUGGCUCAGGACAGGAGGAGCUGGUCCCAUGGUGUGUGCGCAGCUCCAGGUGCGAAGCAGCAGCGCCUGCAAGUGAUCAGAGACAAGAUUGAAGCCAGGGCAGAGCUCCUGUCCCGCCCACAACGCUUCGCCGCCAGCCGCCCACUGUCACGCCGGGAGAUGGAGAUCGAACGAGCGCUUUUCCGGGGAAAUGAUCGCCUGGGUUUCCUCACUGCGCUUUAUCAUAGAGAUGAAGAUAACCAGGAGGGCCAGCAGGGGGAGUCGUCCUCUGAUCCAAUGGACUCUCUCUACAGAGACGUUCUCAUAAAGGAGCGACAACAAGCUUCACUACUGGACUCUCAGCAAGAAACAACUGGAGCGUCACCUCUGUCUACACACAGAAUCGUGUCUGACCUAUUACAGGACUCACAGAAAGACAACAACCAAUCAAAAGAAGCGUCUGACCAUCAAUCAGAACUGCAGGGUGAAAAAAGUAGCUUGUCAGUACAGUCAGAGUCAAGUUCAGACGCCUCAGAGCCGCAGCUCGCUCAGGACAGACCAGGGCAACCACCACUGGCUGCUCCCACACAGAUAAAUAUAAGCCGGCCAAUCGGCAGUCUGUGUGGAGCGGUGACGGCGAGGUCAGGGGGACCACUGACUGUCAGAGGGGAGAUUGAGACAAUCUCAGAUGAAGAAAUCCUGAAGAACCGUGAAUCUGAAGAAGGGAUCCAGAGCAUCCAGAGGUUCCGAAACUACCAGCCGGGAAAACCCUCCAAGGUGCUGUGUGUGAAGAACCUGAGUGCACAGGCAUCAGUGGCCCAGCUGGUGGCGCUGUUCUCCAGGUUCGAGCAGGAGAACAAGCCGCCAGUCCUUUACCGCCUGCUGACUGGAAGGAUGAAGGGUCAGGCCUUCAUCACUCUGCCAGAUGUUGAAACAGCCCAGAAAGCCUUGCAGUUGGUCCAUGGAUACCGGUUGCUAGGGAAACCCUUAGUGGUUGAGUUUGGCCGUGAGCGACAGGAAGAGGAGAAACAGAAGAAAGAGGAAGUCCAGGAGGGGAAGAAAUAAAAAAAAAUGUUUAUUCCUGACAACAACAUGGACCCUCCAAAGUUGUGAAUAACAGGUUGAGAAGGAUGUGAUUGUAUAUUAUUGUUUUCUGGAUAAAAAGUGGUCAUCUUUGCCAGUUUCAUAUUAAUAAAUGCCUGUUUUUUCGAUUA